AUGAAACGAAGAAAUAAAAUCAUUGGCAUGAUAUUUGUCCUAUGCGCAGUAUUGUUGGGUUGUGGUCUGGAAACUGCACGGCGAAAAAGUCCCCCAAGCAAACGCGUCUCAAACAAGAGCUCACAACCUGCGGGCUUAGACCAUUCGGUAGGGCAUCAUGGGUGGAAGACAGUAUAUCUUUUCAACGGCCCAGUAUCUACGAGAAUGAUUGGUUCUUCAGAUUGGAAGUCGAGUUCGCAGUCAAAACAGGACGAAGUAAUCCGCAAAAUGCUUCCAUUAGAGCCGGGCCAAUCCAGGGGACGGUUUUUCGUUGACUUAGCUGCGAAUGACUGGCAAUUUUUGUCGAACACGUAUGCCUUGGAAACAUAUGAAGACUGGGAUGGCAUUUGCAUUGAGCCAAACGACGUAUAUUGGAAAAAUCACCAUAAACGAAAAUGUGCUCUUGUUGGUGCAGGCAUCGGCAUUCGGGGUGAAGAAGUAUUCUUCAACUUUCACAAUGGUGGCCGAGGCGGAAUCGUCGGCCCUGGAAUGGAUAAUAAAGACAAAGAUAAGGAUUCAAAGAAGAUCCAUCUGACAGAUCUAAACGACGUUUUCUCAGUUUCGAAAGUGCCAAAAAUAAUUGACUACUUUUCUCUGGAUAUCGAAGGCGCGGAAACUGUAGCUUUCAAAAGUAUACCUUUUCAGACGCACAUCGUGUACAUCUUCACGAUCGAGAGACCCGAUGAAUCGUUGCGCGAUGGGUUGCGCGAUCGUUCGUAUGUAGAAGUGGGCAUACUUGGCACCUUUGGUGACACGAUGUACCUGAGUAAUGCGACACCGAACUUUAGGGAGGUUCUAAAGCGAGGACAAGAAUCUAUCACUAUGAUUUCAAAGCAGAUCUCUAAAAUUUCUGAUGCUGAUAUUGGACCUGUCCGGCGCACAGGAAACUUGAAGAAAGGUGAUCUUGUCAACCACCAGUAUGCGUUCGGAGUGAGAUGCCCAUAUUUUGAACUGGACUCUUGUGGCCAUGAACUCCUUCCAUGGGAUCACCCUUACUGA
Messenger RNA from Micromonas commoda, 1038 nucleotides. RefSeq lists its product with no specific name. The transcript has a single exon. The record is from RefSeq and is a predicted model, not a curated record. The coding region runs from base 1 to 1038 and encodes 345 amino acids. Lineage: Eukaryota; Viridiplantae; Chlorophyta; Mamiellophyceae; Mamiellales; Mamiellaceae.